GGCACUGACGGGCCACUCCCCAGAGCCGCGCCGACGGAGACGGCAGAGCUCCCGUGAAGCAGUCCGCUGCCUACCCCCUGCCACCCUCCACCCGUCCAUGCCCCAAACCCGGGAACGAGAGAGGCACCAGACGAGCCCCUGACGCCUCCCCACCUCCCCCCGCAACAAACCCCACGACACAACUGAGCAGGAAUGGAGUCCUUCAGUUCCAAGGAUCUGGCGAUGAAAGCCCAGAAGAAGAUCCUGAGCCGGAUCGCCAACAAGUCGCUGGCCCAGUUCCUGAUUGACGACACCAGCGCCGAGAUCCUGGACGAGCUCUACCGUGUCUCCAAGGAAUUCACCAGCAACCGCGCCAAGUCGCAGAAGGUGCUGAAGGACCUGGUGAAGGUGGCCGUGAAGAUCGCCGUGCUGUAUCGGCACCAGCAGUUCAGUGAGCACGAGCUGGGCCUGGCCGGCGACUUCCGCCACAAGCUGCGCCAGGGAGCCAUGACCGCCAUCAGCUUCCACGAAGUGGCUUUCACCUUCGAGGCCCAGGUGAUGGCCCAGCUGCUGGGAGACUGCCGCGACUUGCUCCUGCGGCUGGUCGAGGGCCACCUCACCCCCAAGUCCCACGGCCGCAUCCGGCACGUCUUUGACCACUUCGGCAACGACGAGCUCCUCGUCAAGCUCUACAGCGACCAGGACCCCUACCGCGCCCACCUGCAGAAGAUCUGCGACGGUUUGGGAAAGCUGCUGGAGGAUGGCACCCUAUAGACGGAGGGAGGGGGCAUUUAACGAGGACACAGGGACAAUACCCAGCCACCAUCGGGCAAGGGUUGGCGGCCCGGGUGCCAACAUAUUCUGUUAGCCUCUCCGAAGACGCGUCAACAGAUUCGAAUCACCGGAAUAAAUGCACUGCACACUCA
Messenger RNA from Stegostoma tigrinum, 905 nucleotides. Its product is annotated as tumor necrosis factor, alpha-induced protein 8-like protein 2 B. The record is from RefSeq and is a predicted model, not a curated record. Gene Ontology annotation, biological process: negative regulation of T cell activation; regulation of apoptotic process; negative regulation of inflammatory response. The coding region runs from base 193 to 753 and encodes 186 amino acids. Gene Ontology annotation, cellular component: cytoplasm. The transcript is spliced from 2 exons. NCBI's taxonomy places the organism in Eukaryota, Metazoa, Chordata, Chondrichthyes, Orectolobiformes, Stegostomatidae.